UUCCGUUUCCGUGGCGCUGGACGUGCUCGGGCGCGAGCGGGGCGGGGCGACGUGUUGUGGGGGUCGAAACGCGCCAGCUCGGACGCGUGCUGCUCGCUUCCCCUCCUGGACCUCGGGCUCCCCCUUCGCGGUCCGCAGCCUAGCCUGAAGCCUGCGCGAAAUGCAGGUCUGCGCGCUUCGCUGCGCUGGAUCGCCAUUUCCUCCCUCCCCUCCCCCUUCCGCGGGCAGGCAGCCAUGCACUCCAUUACGCAUUCCGCAUUGCCAUUACGCGCUACCCGUGUCAUGUCCCAUGGCUUCCUUCUCCUGCUUCCAAGUUCGCGUGCGCGAGCGUGCCUGCCUGUUACGUGGCCAGCCCGGCUCGGGUCGCGCCCGCGGCGGGCGGCUUGGUUUGGCUCGUCCGUGGCUCGCCCUUCUAGUGCGCCUGCGUGUCAAUGCUGUUGCGCAUACUUUUGCGGAUCGCCGGAUACGGAUACGGAUGGCGGGCCGUCUGACUCGUCCCCUUCCGUCUCGAUUCCGUUUUGGCUUUUCGUCCCGGACGCCCUUGUGCGCACGGACAUGCGGUUUGGCUCCUCCAUCGUGGACCCCCCGCCUUAUGCUGGUGCUGCCGCGAGCCCUCCCCUCUGCGCAUCCACAUUACCCAUUGGCAGGCCACGGUUGCCUAUGAUUUGCAUCGCUUUUUCCGUACGUACACUACGCUUUGUUGACAAACACACUCGUGCCCGGGAGCGGGAACGUGCCCUGAUCCGCCCCCACCGCCGCCGCCGCGCGCUCCGGCGUGCACGGCGCUCCCUCCCUCCCUCCCUCCCCGUCCCUGCUCCGUCUAUCCAGCCAACGCGCGGCGCAUGA
Molecule: messenger RNA, 846 nt
Organism: Mycena indigotica
Lineage: Eukaryota; Fungi; Basidiomycota; Agaricomycetes; Agaricales; Mycenaceae
Exons: 1
Coding region: 235-846 (203 amino acids)
Source: RefSeq, a predicted model, not a curated record